Molecule: messenger RNA, 1104 nt
Organism: Hippocampus zosterae (dwarf seahorse)
Lineage: Eukaryota; Metazoa; Chordata; Actinopteri; Syngnathiformes; Syngnathidae
Gene: rd3l
Product: RD3 like
Exons: 3
Coding region: 281-955 (224 amino acids)
Source: RefSeq, a predicted model, not a curated record
UUCCUCGCCGGUGCGAGCACAAAGCAGCUGACCGAGCAGAGAAGAAGAAGAAGAGAGGUGACAGCUCUCACAAGCUGCAGUGUGAGUAAUUCUCCUGGAAGACUACAAGACAACAUUGAUGAUGGCAAGAACACAACUACAACACAAAGACCAGAUACCACCACAUAAAAGCUCGGACCGUACUCGACCACCAAAAUAUGUAAUGGACUGAUCGAGGAGCUUUUAUUCUGCGAGAACUGGUUUGCAUCAAGCGUGGUUUUGCCUGUGGGCUAUCCUUGCCAUGCCACUCUUCAGCUGGCCGAAAUGGAUCCAUGACACAUCCGCGCAGGCUAAAAACUCAUCUCUGAGAUGCCCUAGGGACCGACCACAGCACGAGUUGAUCCGAGAGCUUCUAUGGCAUGUGCAGGAGCGCGAGUGCACAGCCAGGGUCCUGGACCUGGAGCACAGGCUUGUCCACAGCACCGUGGAUCACCCAUGUUUUCAGAGCUACCCAAGAUGGAGGACCCUCAUCCCCACAACAGAGCUAGACCAACUGGAACUACUGUGCGCUGGCAUCCCGCCUGUCCACUCUGCAGCAGUGCUCUCCAGGUUUCGUGAGGUGCUUGCAGCCAGCAAAGUGAUGCCAUGGGAGCUAGUCUCUGUCUUCAAGUUGGUCCUGAGAGACGUCGACCAAAGGUGUGGUGAAGAGCACAGCCCCUCAGGGAAGGUGAAGGAGUUCCCAAAAAUGGGGUUUUGGACAAGCCGCAAUAAAUUGGAGCAUAACAUUGUCAAAGCAAGCAGUAGUGAUGAAAGGCUCAGGGAGGAGAUCCCAACUGUUUCUGGAUAUGUGGACAGAGUCGUGCGGUACACCAACUGCCUCACGGCAAAAAGGGAGUGGGAACUUCCAUAUUACUGUCCAGUUCCCAUGAGGUCAACGGAGGCAUGUAACACACCGAGAGGACGCUGUUGUCAAUGAAUCCACCAUUAAUUUGUAAUUUAUAUCUUCAAAGUACAAAAUACAAACUGCACUUCAUUUCAAAUAUAUGCACGUUGAUUCAAGUUGGUUGUAUAUAUUUAUACUAAAUAAACAGAAAAAUAAUCAUGGCAAAAAAAAAAUGACCACCA